Messenger RNA from Spinacia oleracea (spinach), 1496 nucleotides. RefSeq lists its product as uncharacterized. The record is from RefSeq and is a predicted model, not a curated record. The transcript is spliced from 2 exons. Bases 60 to 1061 code for a protein of 333 amino acids. Lineage: Eukaryota; Viridiplantae; Streptophyta; Magnoliopsida; Caryophyllales; Amaranthaceae. Gene Ontology annotation, biological process: negative regulation of translation. Gene Ontology annotation, molecular function: rRNA N-glycosylase activity.
UUAUAUUCUCACUUCGUUUUUUUUUACAAUUUCAGUCCAUUAUUUUCGACUGUGGAAAGAUGCGGGUAAAAUUAUCUCAAGAUGAUAUACUUCCAUCCGAAUCCCCAACAUCUGAUCACAGUGUUUUUGUGACGCGAUUCCGUCGGAUAUCAAAACAUCCCGAUCGAUCAACUUUGGAUAUCCCCCACCUCCCUUUACCCUCCGAGCUUUCUCGCCGUGCUUCUUUACCUAAUGUUGAGUAUAGACAUGAUCCGGAGUCGGAGUCUGAGCCCGAGGAAGAACCUCGAGGGCGGAGAGUUGUUGGUAGAGGGAGUGGAGGGAGAAUUUCUCGAGGGAGAGAGAGAGAUAGAUUCGGGGGAAGAUUGCCGUCAAGAGGAAGGAAUACAAUUUGUGGAAAUCAAGAUGAGGCAUCUGGUUUACCUUUACGUAUGCGUUUACGGGGACAUGUAUUAGUGUCGAUGAGCAGGGGAAAAAAGUCCAUUGAAAUCUUGUAUAGCCGGGAAAAUGUAUAUGUAAUUGCUGUUCGGGAUUCGAAAAACGAAUGGUGGGAAUUCAGCAAAACGGGUGAUAUUCUAUUUCAAGGUGCAAAACCCCUAGGGUUUGGGGAGAGUUACACCAAAAUGGGUAACGAGCCUGUUCUAACUCAUUAUCAUUUAAACUUUGUUUUCGAGGUGUUUUCCGAUCCCGCUAAAUCCUCCAUAGAAGAUCGGAAGAAAGCGGCUCAGAUUCUGAUUGCACUGACUUCUGAAAGUGCCCGAAUAAAACUUUUAGCUAACAGGUUUGGAAGUGUUUUGUCAGACACUAGUGGAAAAACUGAAGUUGAUAUAGGAGGUGAUUCAAGAUUGUUGAUGAGAAACUGGGAAGAAGCAAGCAAGAAGAUAAUUGACCAUUGUGAUACUGAGGAGAAAACAGUUAAAACUUGUUUCAAAAAUCUUGACUUUAUAGACGCGUUGGAGAGAGGAGGGAUGUUUAAAAUCAAGGAUGCUUUUGAUGUGUAUGGAUUGUUACUUAGCCAGCUCAAAAUAGAUGUUUCAAAUCAGCAUCCUCAAGGAUCUAUUUAAUAACUUGAAAGAAACCAGUACAGAGCAUUGGCGAUGCUCGAUCAUCACUUAUUCAAAUGGUGCAGUCAUUGCAGCAUGCUAAGAGAAUGGAGUCCGUGUGGUGUCUGAAAGCCGGGUAUUUUUAUCUUCCAUCACUAAAGUUGUAGAGUCCUUUGAACUGAAUUUUACUAAGAAACGAAUAUUUUUACUAAUGGUUUCUUAUCUAAUAGUUUGAAAUUUUCUGCUUUAAUAAUUUUUCCAAGAGAAUUGCUCUUUUUGCGGGCCUAGAGAUGGUAUUUAUCAUGUAGUUUAUGGGAAGUUCUAUUCCAGAAGCUUAGUGAGAAAAAUCUUGAAUGUUCAGAUGGUUAUUAUUGAGAGGAAUGGUUUGGUAAGUGAUUUUGACAACAGUGUCCUAGCCUCGGAGGAAUGUUUUUGAUGCCUACCUUCUUUGAGUGA